AUGGUCCCUUUCAGUUUCCCUCUGUCCAAGUGUGCACUGUGGGACCCAGUCCCCAUGGGCGAUGUCAUUGGCUCACAUAUUGCCUAUUACAGAAACCCAAAGGUAUCUAUGAUGGAAAAAACCUUGCGACUUGCCUAUCGCCACGCAAAGCAGAAUGACAAGAAAUUACUUUCCUGUUUUUUGCUUGGAACUCUUACAGUAGAUGAAGAUGGGGAAGGCGUAACACUAACAAUAGAUCGCUUUGAUCCUGGUCGAGAGGUUGCUGGUUCAGGCAAAAUUCCAACUGCAUCUCUUCCUGGAGACUUCUUGAUUCCCUGUACAGUUAAUGCCUGGGGACCUUCUUCAGAUCAUGUUCUAGUGCACAAUGCUGAAGAUAUUGGUGUGGCUUUCAAGAGUCUGCAGCACAGUCUGUGCAGCAAAGAAUCACUGGACACAGCCCUAGCAAGAAAUUUGAACAGUACUAUGAAUAUUGCACAAGUUCAAGGAACUUAUAAAUGUGGCUACCUUACCAUGGACCAGACAAGAAAAUUGCUUUUGCUGCUGGAAUCAGAUCCCAAGGCUUAUGCUCUGCCAUUAGUUGGAGUUUGGCUGAGUGGAGUUACUCACAUCUGCAGUCCUCAAGUCUGGGCUUGUUGCUUGCGAUACUUAUUCAGUUCUUCAAUUCAGGAAAGGGUUUUCUCAGAAUCUGGGAGUUUUCUUAUUGUGCUUUAUUCACUGACACACAAGGAACCAGAGUUUUAUGAGUGCAUUCCAUGCAGUGGACAGACUGAACUAGGGUUUCAGAUCCUAACUUGCAAUGAAACAGUACACCUUUACAAAAACGUUGAGCCUUUAGACAAGAGCCCUAUCCACUUUGAGUUGAGUGCAGAAAACCAAAAUGCAGAAACUGAGUUCUUCAGCAGAGUUUGCAAGAAGCUUCCUAUCAAAAGUCCUCCCCAAGGCUCUUCAUCCAGCAAGUUGUCAGCAAGUGAUCAUGACUCUGGUGUAGAAGAUGAGGAUUUAUCCCCCAGGCCAAUUCCAAGUCCUCACCCAGUCAGUCAACAGGUUACUAGGAUCUUUCCUUCUGUUCCUGAACUGUCCCUUGUUUUGGAUGGGAGUUUCAUAGAACCAGGACAAUUGUCUAAGCCUGUGGGGACUUUGAAUGCUAAAAGAUAUACCACAAGCAGCCCUAUAAAUGUGAGAUAUCAUGGGAAAAUGGGGAACUGUUCUCUUGACAAUAGCUUAUCUCCUGGAACAAGACAGCCUUCAAGUGCAAGCCCCUCCAGUCCACAGUGCUGUGCAGCCCACUCACCGUGCCUGCACGUGGCUGCUGCUGCCAUGGCAUCAGAUAAUGGAAUGAUGGGAUUAUCUCCAGAUGCAUACCGGGUUCUUACAGAACAGGAUAGACAACUGAAAUUACUUCAAGCUCAGAUCCAACGCUUGCUGGAAGCACAGGCUCGUCAGGCUUGUUCCUCUGAACCAGCUCUAGCUGACCAUGCUCUGCUGCCUGAGAAGCAAGGGGACCUUGUUUCUAUGGAAACAGGGUCCUCACCAGCUCCACACAUGAGGAAAAGUGUGAGCAUUGCUGUGAGCACAGGUGCUAGUUUAUUUUGGAACACAGCCCCAGAAAAACAGGAGGACUCCAUCCCACAGGGGAAAAAAGAGGAUGAAGAGAUUUCUAAGGAAGACAUUUCUAAGGAAGACAUAAGCAUUUCAAUUAAUGCUGAACAAGAUGCAAGUAAUACAAGUAUUGCUUCCUCCUUAAAGGUGGUUGACAUGCCCAGCUUUGUAGACAGUAUUCAUCUGGUGGAAGAAGGAACUAAUCAGAACACUCUCCAAAAUGGAAGCGGUUCCCAAGCGCUUGUUCGCAGUUCAUCCUUGGAAGAAAGUAUUAGCGUGUCUUUACAGAAAGAACCAACAGAGGGAGCCAGCAACCAUGUGGUGGUAACAAGCGAGCAAAACUCGGAGCCGCCGGCUUCCUUGGUGCCUCGCCAUCCAUCGGAGGACCAGAAGCUUUACCAGGACUUACUGGGCCAAGUAAACCACCUCUUAAAGUCCUCAGAAGAGCAAGAUGACUUGCCUGUGAAAGCAGGUUUGGUUAAUGAUGCUGAUCCUAAGUAUCAGGAUAUUGAUGAUACAACAGAAAUGGCUUCUGAGAAUGACACUGGAGUGAUGGAUAAGGAGAGUGUGAUUAGUGCCACACUUAAACAGCUGAAGAGUCUUGGAGUGACAAUUGACUUGCCUGGCAAAACGAAGAAAAAUACACACAAAGUGGAGAAUGCCAGCAUCUUGGCGUGCAUAAAUCCUGAAGCAGUGGUUCCUGGACUAAAUUAUAUGUCAUUUGCCAAUGUCAGCAUGUGUGGAUUAACUCCUAAUGUCGUUGAUCUGAGCAUGGAAGCAAAUGCUAUAGCCCUGAAAUACCUCAGUGAAAAUCAGUUGUCUCGGCUUUCUCUCAGUCACUCGGGCCAAAAUCCUCCUGCAGAUUUCUCUUUCCAAGACAUCUUGCAUACAAAUAUGGACAAGAGCAUGGUGGGUCUUAGCUUAAUUUCACCAAACAAUAUGUCUUUUGCAACCAAGAAGUACAUGAAGCGAUACGGGCUGAUACAGGACAAUGACAGUAGUGAAGAUGAAGAGGAACUGCAGGUCCAAGAUGGCAGUUCUGGCACUGGCAAUAGUGAAAGUAUACUGGACAAAAACUGUACCCCUGUGUUGGAUGGCUUCAACCACUGGACUCAAUUAUCCAAAAGAAUUGAUGGAAAACUUCCCAUUCAUCUAAAAAGUCACAGCAGAGACUUGACUGCUUAUGCUUCUCCACCAGAAUUAAACAGCCCUGUGUUAAGAAAUAUUACAAAUGAGAUUUUUCCUCCCAGAGAAGAUCAAGCAGAUGAGAACUCAGUUCAGAUUUUAAAGGAUUUAAAAUCAAAACCCAAAUUGUUACCUGGGAGGAUUGAAUUCACAGAACAACCUGGCAGGAAAGAUGGAGAUAUCCAGGUCUUCCCUGGAAAGCUGCAUUCUCCAGCCCUUGAAACAUUAAACCAGUCGAACAGCAUUAAUUCUGUUGGCACCAUUCUUGAUGUGAAGCAACUCAGGCAGUUGCCGAAGUUGUUCUGA
Chaetura pelagica (chimney swift) is the source of this 3090-nucleotide messenger RNA. RefSeq names its product SCL/TAL1 interrupting locus (gene STIL). NCBI's taxonomy places the organism in Eukaryota, Metazoa, Chordata, Aves, Apodiformes, Apodidae. Gene Ontology annotation, biological process: smoothened signaling pathway; protein localization to centrosome; mitotic spindle organization. The transcript is spliced from 17 exons. The record is from RefSeq and is a predicted model, not a curated record. Bases 1 to 3090 code for a protein of 1029 amino acids. Gene Ontology annotation, cellular component: centriole; centrosome.